AGAGCAGGUGGAGGUGGCGAGGGGCUGAGCGCUGCCCCGCUGCUGCUGCUGCUGCCAUGGAGGUGCUCCGCAUGCUGCUGGCCUCCGCCCUGCUCCCGCUCCUGCCCCCCUCUGGAGCCUCCGUGCCCACGCUGGCGCCGCCGUUGACCAUGGUGGUGGACGGGCAGCACCGGCAGCUGGUGGUGUGCGUGGUGAGCGACGUGCCGCCCGGCUCCGGCGACGCCGUCUGGAUCUCCAGCGGGAACGGCAGCGCCCUGCAGUCCUUCACCUACGGGGCCUCGCCGGAGGACGGCGGCACCGUCUGCGCCGUCUCCAUCCUCCCCGAAAGCCCCCCAGACGGUGGGCUUCUGGCUUGCCACGUAGGGCCCAACAGCACCGCUCCGGCCCGCAGCUCCAGCCCCGUCCCCGUCACAGGAAGGGGUUUGUGGCUGGCCCCCAUGUGCACCUGCCGCCUCCUCCCCAGCUGCUCCCCGUCCCGCAGGCAGUGAGGAGGCAGAGCUGUGCCCCAGCGCCACCAUCGGGCCUCGUGCCUGUGCCUCCGCCGCCCUGCUGGCGGCCGCCCGCGUGGUGCUGCUGAAGGUGGCUCUCCUCGACGCC
Messenger RNA from Oxyura jamaicensis (ruddy duck), 597 nucleotides. RefSeq names its product pre T cell antigen receptor alpha (gene PTCRA). The transcript is spliced from 4 exons. The record is from RefSeq and is a predicted model, not a curated record. NCBI's taxonomy places the organism in Eukaryota, Metazoa, Chordata, Aves, Anseriformes, Anatidae. Bases 57 to 488 code for a protein of 143 amino acids.